UAUACUUUUUUCUGUAAUGUAUUUCUUUUAAUUAAGGUUAACAUGUUGGUUAGAGGCUCAGGCCAAAUUUCUUCACAUAAAAUAUGGAUAAGCAUUUUUGUUUAUCUCUCAUACAAGCUUACAGCUGACGUAAUUUUCUUUAGUGGAAGAAAUAUACAUUUUACAAAGCAACACAUAAUGGAGCAAGAUUUUAUGAUCCCAGGGAAAAAAACUGAAUUAACACUAAAAACGAUUACAGAAAUAGAAGAACUGGCUGAAGAUAUAUUGACUGACAGGGCUCAAAUAAUAGACUGUGAUAAAAAACGUAACAGCAACAGAGAAGCACUGCAAGAAUUAAAGAAAACCAAAGAUAAUAAACAUUGGUUCUGCAUUGGAAACUUGUUUUUAAAAGUUCCUAUUUCCAACACUGUAAAAAUGUUACAAAAAGAUCAAGAAACAUUAGAUAAUGAGGUGAAAAAAAUCCAUAAUGGUUUAAAACCAAAAGUGAAAAAGCUGCAUGAAUUGGAAGGAUUACCUGAUGUAAAAGGAUUUGAUUUGACUAGUGUUAAUUAGAUGAUAAACUUUGUAAAGCAAUUAUACAGUUUUAAAAAUGUUGUAUUUUAGCUGUUAGUGUUAUUGAAUUUUAUGCAGUAUGUGAUCUGUCAUUUCUUUUUAGUGGAAACUUUUUUUUCGUAUUAAAUAAAGAAUGUCAGAUUACACUAA
Hydractinia symbiolongicarpus is the source of this 702-nucleotide messenger RNA. RefSeq names its product p53 and DNA damage-regulated protein 1-like. Bases 43 to 552 code for a protein of 169 amino acids. The transcript has a single exon. Lineage: Eukaryota; Metazoa; Cnidaria; Hydrozoa; Anthoathecata; Hydractiniidae. Gene Ontology annotation, cellular component: prefoldin complex. The record is from RefSeq and is a predicted model, not a curated record. Gene Ontology annotation, biological process: protein folding.